Molecule: messenger RNA, 1265 nt
Organism: Penicillium canescens
Lineage: Eukaryota; Fungi; Ascomycota; Eurotiomycetes; Eurotiales; Aspergillaceae
Product: 40S ribosomal eS27 domain-containing protein
Exons: 3
Coding region: 1-468 (155 amino acids)
Biological process (GO): ribosomal small subunit assembly; translation
Cellular component (GO): ribosome; cytosolic small ribosomal subunit
Molecular function (GO): structural constituent of ribosome; RNA binding
Source: RefSeq, a predicted model, not a curated record
AUGUCCCCCACCGUUGAUUGGCGGGAAGCCUGCCGCCUUCCUGAAAGAGGACACCAAGCGAGGGCACAAACGGGCACAAACCCUACCACCCCCAAACGGGACGCCCGGUCCAAAUCCCUUCAAACUUCUCUUGGAAGACCACCUCAUCCGCUACACACAAGGCCAUCGCCAUCAGCGCCAUUAAUCAACUAUCUCGCUGAUCGACUUUCACUCGUCAAGAUGGUUCUCGCGGUCGACCUCCUCAACCCCACGCCCCAGGCUGAGGGCCGUAAGCACAAGCUCAAGACCCUUGUGCCCCAGCCCCGCUCCUUCUUCAUGGACGUCAAGUGCCCCGGUUGCUUCACCAUCACCACCGUCUUCUCGCACGCCCAGACCGUCGUCAUCUGUGCCGGUUGCUCGACCGUCCUCUGCCAGCCCACCGGUGGCAAGGCCCGUCUGACCGAGGGCUGCUCUUUCCGCCGCAAGUAAACGAGAAACGAAUGAAAAUUUUUUUUCUUGUUAUGUUCCGGUUGAAACGUCAAGAGAAUUAGCAUGGAGAAAUUAGGAUGAAAUACCAAUCCCGGGGUUGCCCUCUUCUUACCUCUUCUUUUUUUUGAUCCGGCUUUGGAGAGUUCCUACUUCUUUUAACCCGUCUUCCGGUCCCGGGCUUCAAAAUGUCACAUACCAAACUACCCUUUUUCAAUAUCACCCUUGCCCCUACGAAAAAAAUGGAUGGAAUAUUCUCUUUACAAUUUCUUCGACUGGGUUGGUUUGGGAGAUGCAGAUGAUGUGAUAUGGUCCUUCGUAUCUACAUCUUCCUGCAUCCUUGAGAAAGUCAAAUUUGAAUGUGGCCUCUGGGACCCAUUGCUCAUCCUACUGUUUCCUUGCUCUUUUCUUUUUGCCUUUUCACGGUGAUGAUUCUAAUAUCUCAGCGUUGGAUUCUUGUGUUUCUAUGCAUUGAUGACGGAUAGAAGAUGGAAUGACCUGCCCUCCCAGCGACAACAGCAAAAAGCAUUCGACCCAAAAAAAAAAAAAAAAAGCAACAGCAUUCUGCUCAGGGAGUUCCGGAUAUCUGGCACAAAAAGGCACCAGGCUCUUCUGCUUGACUUUGUGCUAUAUUUGAUGUUUUGAUUUUCUGGUUUCUUGUGUUUUAAAUGUAUCUGCGACUUGUACAAAAAGGUUCUAAACUCAAUUUAAGAGUUGCACCUUAGUAUAUGGCCUGUAGCUUCGAGUUUGUAGACCUCGAACCGCUCUUAUGUAGUUUACCUGUACAGAUAUCCUCGAUG